Molecule: messenger RNA, 483 nt
Organism: Colletotrichum paranaense
Lineage: Eukaryota; Fungi; Ascomycota; Sordariomycetes; Glomerellales; Glomerellaceae
Exons: 2
Coding region: 1-483 (160 amino acids)
Source: RefSeq, a predicted model, not a curated record
AUGCCCUGUCGCCCAAUGAGGGCCCUGCAAUCGGGGGCGCCCACUCGCCUCUCUGCCCAGUGCCAGCGAGCGAGCGUCGGGUCCCGCCCGUUUUCCCAAGCCACCCGUGGGCCUCGUGAGGAAAAGAGCACAACGCCCACAGCGUGCCUGCAUUCUGUGCACAAGGGGGGGGAAAACAAUGACCGGGGGGAUGGGAUUCCUCAGUCCCAGGUGCAGCAGCAGCGGCGGCACCCCAUCCAUCACCGUACUCUUCCGCACCCCCCGCCGUUCUCAAUUCGCUCUGGUCCCCGGGAACUUCUCGUUCUUCUCCUCGUCUGUCUGCCUCCCCCGACAGCGGCCAUCUUCUCAGGCCUUUCCCCACUGCUUCGCCUGAAGAUCCCUCAUCGUUGCCAACUUCAGAGCUUCUGCCCCCGUUAUCGCAGCUGGCUCUGUCCGACUCCUUUUCAGCUGGCCUGGACCGCCAGUAUGGACUCUGGACUCUAG